ACGUCUAUGCACAGAAACUUUCUAUGACAACUAACACAUAUGUUUGUAUUAGUUUAAUACGUUAACAGCCUGAAAUACAUAUACGUUUUACAAUGCAGAGAACGGCUCACAUUUCACUAAACCACUGGUCGCGAUUUUUCUCUACGUCGAUAAGUCGGAAAUGUUUGAAAUCCAAAGCAGUCCCCAUUCAGUUGAAUUCAAGAGGUUACAGUGUGCUCCCAACCCCGCGGGAUGAGGAGGAGAAGGCGAUGCUGGACAGAAUUCUGCGUGUGGACCAUGCAGGUGAAUACGGUGCCAACCGUAUAUAUGCUGGCCAGAUGGCAGUGUUGGGAAGGAGUCGAACGGGGCCUCUCAUCCAGGAGAUGUGGGAUCAAGAAAAGAAACACCUUGCAAAAUUCAAUGAAAUCCUGGCUGAGAACCGAGUCCGGCCCACAGCACUGUUGCCCCUCUGGAACAUUGCAGGGUUUUUAUUAGGGGCAUCCACAGCAAUGCUUGGGAAGGAGGGGGCCAUGGCCUGCACUGUGGCUGUAGAGGAAAGUAUCUCAGAGCACUACAACAGCCAGAUUAGAUCUCUGAUGGAAAAGGAUCCAGACAGAUACACUGAACUCCUAAAUAUAAUAAAGGAAUUCCGAGAUGAGGAGCUGGAGCACCAUGAUACAGGAUUGGAGCAUGAUGCUGAAUCUGUUCCUGGAUACUGGCUUUUAAAGAAUGCAAUACAACUUGGCUGCAAAGCUGCAAUAUAUGUUUCUGAGCGUGUCUGAUUAUGUAUAUAUUUCAGCUAGUCUUUGCACAAAUUAUUUUUAAAAUAUCCCAACUUGGUUUGUAUAAAUAAAUUGUGUUACUUGUUUGCUUUGUGUCUAUUUAAAUAGUGCCAUGUCGCUGUUGAAGCACACUGUGACACAACUCGUAUAUUAAAUGUUGAAUGACCACGUUUUGUUGUAUAUCACAUGA
Molecule: messenger RNA, 951 nt
Organism: Lampris incognitus (smalleye Pacific opah)
Lineage: Eukaryota; Metazoa; Chordata; Actinopteri; Lampriformes; Lampridae
Gene: coq7
Product: coenzyme Q7 homolog, ubiquinone (yeast)
Exons: 6
Coding region: 93-761 (222 amino acids)
Biological process (GO): regulation of reactive oxygen species metabolic process; regulation of gene expression; ubiquinone biosynthetic process
Cellular component (GO): mitochondrial inner membrane; nucleus
Molecular function (GO): 3-demethoxyubiquinol 3-hydroxylase activity
Source: RefSeq, a predicted model, not a curated record